Nycticebus coucang (slow loris) is the source of this 4103-nucleotide messenger RNA. Its product is annotated as zinc finger protein with KRAB and SCAN domains 3-like. The transcript is spliced from 6 exons. The record is from RefSeq and is a predicted model, not a curated record. The coding region runs from base 348 to 2015 and encodes 555 amino acids. Gene Ontology annotation, biological process: regulation of transcription by RNA polymerase II. Gene Ontology annotation, molecular function: DNA-binding transcription factor activity; RNA polymerase II cis-regulatory region sequence-specific DNA binding. Lineage: Eukaryota; Metazoa; Chordata; Mammalia; Primates; Lorisidae.
GGGGGGCAGGGGAGAGAAGUCCUUCCCUGACCAGUCCCCUUCAGUCUUAUCUCCUGCCGGGGGAGAGAGACCCUGGGAGAGGCCGGGUGGGACGGAAGGGCGCUCUGUGGCCGAACGCAGUGGUUCUGGGGUGUCUGCGUAGGGCCCUCCCUGGGUGCCCUUACUCUAGGGCCGCUUCCGGGUAUCCAAGUCGGUCUUUCAGGGCGUUUGGAGACGGGAUUCUUGGGUAACAUAGACAAGCCUUGAAAGUGGGAGCCGUUUCAUUUUUGCUCUGCAUGGAGACAAGGAUCUUCUCCAGACAUAUAGCUUAUUGCUAAAGGGAGACCCGUGUACUGCCUUGGCUCAGGAUGGCUAGACAAUCAAGAGAAAGCACAGCUCUGGACACCCAAUCUGCAGAGGACCAGAUGGGGCUUCUGGUCAUUAAGGUGGAGGAGGAAGAGGCCAGUUCACCUGGCAGCCCUGCUUUGGCCUUGGAGUGUUCCCGCCAGCGCUUCCGAGGCUUCCGGUACUUGGAGGCUCCUGGGCCCCACGAGGCACUGAGCCGGCUCAGAGAGCUCUGUCAACAGUGGCUACAACCUGAGAUGCACAGCAAGGAGCAGAUCCUGGAGCUGCUGGUGCUGGAGCAGUUCCUGACCAUCUUGCCAGGAGACCUGCAGAGCUGGGUGCGGGAGCAGCAUCCGGAGAGCGGGGAGGAGGUGGUGGUGCUGUUGGAGUAUUUGGAGAAGCAGCUGGAUGAACCGAUGCCGCAGGUCCCACGUGGUGAUGAGGGGCAAGAACUGCUCUGUUGCAAGAUGACACUGUUGACACCAGCCCAGGGAUCACAAAGCAGCCAGUUUCAGCCAAUGAAGGCUCUGCUCAAGCAUGAAUCUCUGGGAUGCCAGCCCUUACAAGACAGAGUUCUUCAGGUUCCUGGGUUUGUUCAAGGAGGGCACUGUAGAGAAGACACAGACGUAGCUGCCAGGCUCACUCCAGAGUCGCAGGUGUUGCUGAAAAUGGAAGAUAUGGCCCUGACCCUCACUCCUGAGUGGACACACCAGGGUUCAUCUCAGGUGAACCUCUACAGAGAUGAAAGGCAAGAAAAAUGUGACAGCCUGGCUUCCCAGGGUGGUGAGAUACAGACUAAAAUCAGGGACUUGCCUCCAGCUGAGGAGCUUCCAGAAAAACAGCCUGGGCAGAUGCUGUGCCACCUGGGUGCAGACACUGCCCAGAUUCCUACAUAUGCUGAACCUGGUGAACAGGAGGGCAGGCUGCAAAGAAAGCAGAAAACUGCCACAGGGGGGAGGCGGCAUGUCUGCCAUGAAUGUGGAAAGAGUUUUGCUCAGAGUUCAGGCCUGAGUAAGCACAGGAGAAUCCACAGUGGAGAGAAACCCUACGAAUGUGAGGAGUGUGGUAAAGCCUUCAUCGGGAGCUCUGCCCUCAUCAUUCAUCAGAGAGUCCACACUGGUGAGAAGCCAUAUGAGUGUGAAGAAUGUGGCAAAGCCUUCAGUCACAGCUCAGACCUUAUCAAACACCAGAGAACCCACACUGGGGAGAAGCCCUAUGAGUGUGACAACUGUGGGAAGACUUUCAGCCAGAGCUGCAGCCUCCUUGAACAUCAUAGAAUCCACACUGGGGAGAAGCCAUACCAGUGCAACAUGUGUGGCAAAGCCUUUAGGCGGAAUUCACAUCUCCUGAGACAUCAGAGGAUCCAUGGCAAUAAAAAUGUUCAGACUCUUGAGCAUAGAGAGGUUUGGGAAAGUCAGGGUAGGAUGGAAAGCCAGUGGGAAAGUGUUGAAACUCCUGUGUCUUAUAAAUGUAGUCAGCAUGGGAAAAGUUUCACUCAGAAUACAGGACUUAUUGAACAUCAAAAAAUCCACACAGGUGAGAAACCUUAUCAGUGUGACACCUGUGGAAAAGGCUUCACCCGAAUUUCAUAUCUUUUUCAACAUCAGAAAAGCCAUGUUGGCAAAAAGAAUUCUAUCACAAUGACCCAUGCUGUACAGGGGGAAGUUGGUGCUCAUUUCUCAUUGAACUAAAGCUACCCUGGACCCCUGAGUAUAGAAAUUAUAGACUGAGGCUUUAUUUACCACUACACAUCAUCAGAUGUUAGAAAAUAUAGAUGCUGGCUGGGAUGAUUUAUGUUCUACAUUAUAGAAAAUGAUUGGCAAAAAAACUAUGGGAGAGUUGUCUGGAAGAGGUAGACCUGAAAUGGUUUUUUUCUCACCUAUUGGAAUUCAGUGAACAUCCAGACUGGCUACUUGCCCUCAACCAGCACUUUAUGAUGUCUACUGGGUAGAUAGUAGGGAUUUGGGGGCUGCUGCUCUGACCGUUCUUUUUGACUGUAAUGAAUCCUCUCCACAGUUGAUCAGAUUCACAAAAUCCUAUAUCCCCGGGUGGUGCCUGUGGGUAGGGUGCCGGCCCCAUAUACUGAGGGUGAUGGGUUUGAACCUGGCCCUGGCCAGCUAAAACAGCAGUGGCAAAUGCAACAAAAAAAAGCUAGUCAUUGUGGUGGGCGCCUGUAGUCCCAGCUACUUGGGAGGCUGAGGCAAGAGAAUUGCUUAAGCCCAAAAGUUGGAGGUUGAUGUGAGCUGUGAUGCUAUGGCACUCUACCGAGGGUGACAAAGUGAGACUCUGUCUCAAAAAAAAAAAAAAAAAAAAUCCUAUAUCCCCCUCUGUGCCUUGUAUACAGGUGCUAGUAAACUUUUAUUAUGUGUACCGGUGAGAUUACCUUCUUAGCUCUGAAAAGCCAAUACCUUCUAGAUUUUUGAGGAACUUCUUGCCAAGGCCAUCCGUGCUUGUGUCAUUCUCUGAGGUCCUAGAUUGUGUGUCAUUCCAGCACAUUUUUUGCCAAGUACACGGGAUUGGCAGAGCAGAAGCGAGGAUGGGGUUGUAAAGAAAUCCAUAUUUCUUUACCAGACUAGGAGGAAUUCUAGUGCAAAUGCCUUAAAUUGCUUCUCUGUCGUUAAAUCAUUGUGAAUGUGUGCCAUCCGUGGAAUUCUUUUCUUUAGUUAUAAUUUACCUGUUCCUAAUUUUGCUACUUUUUAGAAAGGAGAAAACCUUCCUUUUCAGGCAUUGUAAAAGUCAGUUAUCAACCCAAAAUAAAAUGAUAAAUUAUUUAAUGCUCGGCAUCUCACUUUUCGCCUUUGCUAAUUUUGUUCCUAACCAAGUGCCCCCUAAAGCUAUAAACACUAUCUUUCCUUACCCUGCUUCCCAACACACACUUAUUCCUGCUAAGUUCAGACUUUUUCCAGGACAGUGGAUUUGCACCAAAUAGUUAAAACAAGUAUACUUAUGGUUUCAGAACUCCAUUACUAGUGCCAUAGUCUUGGUUUUCUUAUAUUUGAAAUCAGUGUGUAGUAACAGCUUCUUAAUUAUUCACUGUGAGAAUUUUAACCAUUAAUUUACCUCUUCAGGCUACCUACUUUUCACUAAACACAUUUUGUAGACCAUCUUUUCAUCCAUCAUGAUAGUUAGAAUUUUACUCUAGUUAAUUCUAGUGAGAAAACUUUUUUAAGGUAACAAUAUAUAAGUAACAUUUAUUAUGUGUAUAUCAAGUGAAAGUGUUUCUACAAAAUUACUUCAGAAUUACUACUCUUCCUGCAAACUUCUGUUAGUCUGUCACUUCUCAUUAUUACAGAAAAUGCUUUCAUUAUUGCAUCUACUCAUAUUUCUCACUUGGUACCUGGCAUCAACAAUCUCUUCUAUAUUUAUAAUAUCAGUUUCAGACUCUGGAAUUCAGAUAUAGCAAGAGUUUCUUAACUGCCUUUCACAAUUAAUGAUUUUGCCAUUUUGAUAGAUUUUUUCCCUACUCCAUGUAUUUUAUCAGAAAUUUAAUUGUCAUUGAAAAUCCUUUACAAAUCUAUACAAGUCCCUGUUUUUAUGCCAUUUUCUAAAGCUUAGUACUUCAAAGUUUUCAGGAAUCCAGGGAAUCAAAUCUAAGAAAUCCUAAUGUAAGCUAUUUAUAUUAGAGUAAUGAACCAUAUCGUUACUUGGUUUGAAUAAAUUCUUUUUUUUUUGAAUACUUAAGUCAAUAAAAAUUCAUUGCAUGGUUUUCAAACUUUCUGAACAUAUAUUAGGAUUCUCCAAAGAAACAGAACCAAUAGAAUGUCUAUGUAUAUAUGUGU